AUGUGCACCUACGACUACACUCCUUACACUGGCUGCCCUGCUGGGCAGCAGCACUACUUCAUCCAGUGGAUGAAAUGCCAUAAGGCAGUCGAGCGUCGCCGCUACUGCCCCAUCGAGAAGUCGACCGAGGCCGAGGUGCUGCGGAAGCUGUCUCCGAACGUCCUCUCGUGCCCUCUUCACGGUCCCAUCGCCGUCCAACAGCACCUUCUCGAUGCAGUUCGUCAAGAGGAAGACAACAGGGACCGGGACGCCGAGCGUGGCCGGUCUCGCUUGCGUGCCCGAAGUGCCCUUGGCGGCAAGCACAGCCUUCGGGCUAAGAGGAGGAAGAAUGCGAGGGACAGUGACAGUGAGGAUGAAUCCUCAAGCAAGGAGAAGUGGGAGCCCAAGAAGCCGGAUUACGAGACUCGCUUGGAUGAGGUCCCUCAGGAGGAGGAGCAGCAAGAGAAGAAGCAGGCAGAAACGCCAGCCGAUAUUCAAACCACUCCCCUGAAAAGACAGGAUUCUCAUCGCCGUGCCAACAGCGUCGACCUCCGUCCUUUGAGGACUGGCUCGAUACGUCAGACCCGCAGCGAGGUUUCCCUGCCACUGACUGACAAGAAUGCCGAUGGCCAUCCUUCUGCCGAUGAGACUGAGUCCUCAGCUGCAAGCACGACCAAGCGGCGUUCUAGACCUCGCAAUCCUCCUAACGGCGUGAUCAUCGGUCUGCCGUCCAGCCCUGACAUGCAUCGUCGGGCUAGUGUGCGCCGUACCUCGAGCGAGGCUAUUCUCAGGAAGCUAGAGGGGAGUGAGCAGGAGACCCAGCCCCCGGUUCCUCCUCUCCCGAGCUCUGUCUCGACUAUGCCUGAGAUAUCCGAGCAAGCCCAGUCUGCUCCCGAGCAACUUCCUCAGGCCAAAGCCCUCCGUCGCGGUCACCGUGGUCCUCGCUCCCUCCGUGAACGCAGUGUCGAGCCACCGAUGCGCCGUAUCGACGAGAACAUUGCCUCUGACCAGGAAGAAACUGAGCUCCCUCCUGCUCGCAGUAUGACGGCCACACCGGAGCCCUCUGCCCAGCCCACGACCACUACAACCCGGGCCCAGGACCCCCGCAGACAACUCUCAACCCUCCAAAUCCCCACCCAUCGGCCUACCUUCCUCCGAGAGGCUUCCCCGGCCUCAGCCCUCUCCACCAGCCCCUCAGCAGGCCGCUCUGUCAGCUCCAUGGGCAGCAUCAGCUCCAUGGCCACGACACUCAACAGCGCGGUGAGCCCCGCGUCGACGGUCAACACGGCAUUCACGUCUUUCAGUAACAGCGUAAGCCCUGUCCAAGAAGGAACUGAGACGUUUAGGAGGGACAUGAUGGGCGGCAUUCCUGGGGCCAUGAGCAGCCGGAGCACCCUGCCCGGUCUGCCGGAAGCUUGUGGAAGCGAGACAAAUUUGGCUGUAGUGCUCGGGAGAAAGUCGGGUGAUAGUGGGUAUCGGAGCAGCACUGGGUCGGUGUUGCAGCGGCCUGGCAGCGGAGGAAAGGAGGGUCAGGAGCAAGCUCAGGCUCAGGGGCUGGGUAUCUCGACCCCAACCCAGAUCCAGCAGCGGGAGCAGCAAGAGCAGCAGCAGCAGGUUGGCGGAAGCGUCCCAACUCAAGCAGGUUCACCGACGGGUGGGAAGACCACGGCGCGGGCGCCGCCCCCGCACCGCUGA
Messenger RNA from Thermochaetoides thermophila DSM 1495, 1674 nucleotides. RefSeq lists its product as uncharacterized. The record is from RefSeq and is a predicted model, not a curated record. Bases 1 to 1674 code for a protein of 557 amino acids. NCBI's taxonomy places the organism in Eukaryota, Fungi, Ascomycota, Sordariomycetes, Sordariales, Chaetomiaceae. The transcript has a single exon.